ACCCUCCUCCUCAUCAUCAUGGGCACGAUGCAGGCCUACACUCCCCCUACCACCUCUCUACCGCCACAAGGAAGGCCCUUCGAGCUACGCCUCUCCCCCACCAACUCCUCCCAGCUGCACAAUCAUACCGCCCUAACCCCGCUCAUCUUCCUCCUCCGCGCCGCCCUAAUCCACCCAAAGAAGCUCGCGAUCAAGCACCCAGAGCGUGGCUGGCAAAUCACAUUCGACGUCUGGGCAGCACGAUGUCUCAAUCUAGCCUUUGCACUCAAGACUCUCGGUGGGAAAAGAUCCUGGAAGAGCCCACCACUGCAGUGGGAGAAGGGCAUGCGCGUAGCCAUCCUAGCACCCAAUGCACCCAUGAUCCUCGAUGCUUACCACGGCGUGCUAGCCGCGGGAGGGAUCGUGGUACCUCUGAAUAUCCGCAAUACUCCUGCAGAACUUCAGUACGUCAUUGAGCACUCGGGCUCCUCGAUCCUCCUUGUAGACUGGGAAUUGGAAGCACAACUCACCCCCGAGGCUAGAAAAGGUCGGCUGGUCAUCAUUUGUCGUGAUUCGGGUGGACAGGAUAAGGAGGACGAGUACGAGGCUUUUUUGGCUCAUGGAAGACAGCAGUGGGAUCUUGCACAGCAGGAAGAGGCAAAGCGACACCCCGAAGCACCCCUCUCCGACUGGGCUCUGCUCCCCUCUCCUCCCGAAGACUCACCUUGUGCUCUUUGCUACACAAGCGGUACGACAGGUAGACCCAAGGGUGUUCUCACAACGCACAGAGGCUCCUAUCUCGCUGCAAUAGCAAACGCCAUUGAGGCCUCCCUCACACCAGACUCAACGUACCUCUGGGUUCUACCCAUCUUCCACGCCUGUGGCUGGUGUUUCCCCUGGGCCUCCACCCUAAGCUUCUCUACCCAACUUACCCUUCGUAAAGUAGAUCCAGAGCGAAUCUGGAGGGCCUUUAGAGAGGAAGGGGUAACACACUACUCGGGUGCACCAACUGUGCAGAUCUCCCUUGUUAAUCACCCGGGGGCAUCGCGCUUACCGCAAGAGGUGAAAGUGGCAGUGGCAGCUUCGGCACCUACGGCGGAUCUAUUGAGGAGGAUGGAAGAGUUGCACUUGCAUCCCGUGCAUGUGUAUGGAUUGACCGAAAGUUACGGACCACUGGUGCGUCGAUAUCCCAAGCCAGAGUGGCAAGAGCUUCCCCUGGAUGAGCGGGCGAGAUUGAUGGCCAGGCAGGGUCAUGGAUUUGCUGCUGCUGAUGAGGCGCGGGUGGUGAGACUCAAGGAGGUUCAAGGUGGGAAACGAGAAGUGGUGGUGGUGAAUGUAGAUGGAGAGGAGAGAUUGGUGGAUGUGCAGAGAAAUGGGGAGGAGAUUGGAGAGAUUGCACUUAGGGGGAAUAUCGUCAUGCAGGGGUACUAUCGCGAUGAGGAGAGCACAAAGGGGACAAUCAAGGCGGGCUACUUCCUCACUGGGGAUCUCGCAGCACGUCAUCCGGGCGGAGAGAUCGAGAUCAAAGAUCGAGGCAAAGACGUGAUCAUCUCCGGCGGGGAAAACAUCUCCUCUCUAAUGGUCGAGUCGGAACUAGCCUCCCACCCUCUCGUACUCGAAUCAAGCGUAGUUGCCCGUCCGCACGAGAAGUGGGGGGAGAGGGGUCAUGCAUUCAUCGUCUUACGCUCAGACUCUCCCGUAACUCCACACGCUUCUCCUCAAUCUCCUUCUUCUUCUCCUUCUCAAUCUCAUUCCCAAGGAGGAGAAGGAGAAGGAGGAGGAGAAGUGGGAGAAAAAGAGAAAGAGUUGGUAGAGGAUCUCAAGAGACACUGUAGAGAUCGGAUGAGUGGAUUUGCUAUUCCUGCUUGGUGGACCUUUGUGGAAGCCCUACCCAAGACGUCUACGGGUAAAGUGCAGAAGAAUGUACUUAGAGGGAGGGUGGCGAAAUUGUAGAGCGAGGAGGGAGCAGAGAGAGAAGAGAGAGGAGAGAGGAGCUGCUAUUGAGUCUGAGGAGAGCAGCGUGCCACAUUGAAUGAGAAUAUACACGUACACAUAUAUCA
Messenger RNA from Microstroma glucosiphilum, 2039 nucleotides. RefSeq names its product acetyl-CoA synthetase-like protein. Bases 19 to 1932 code for a protein of 637 amino acids. The transcript is spliced from 3 exons. NCBI's taxonomy places the organism in Eukaryota, Fungi, Basidiomycota, Exobasidiomycetes, Microstromatales, Microstromataceae. The record is from RefSeq and is a predicted model, not a curated record.